GAGAGCAGAAGUUGAAAGCAACGCGAUGGUGUAGGAGCCCAGGAAAAAAAAAAAAAAUACAAAUAAAGACACCGCCAGUCCCCUUCGUCUUUCUGCCAACGUCCAGCUCUGCUUUUUUGAUGCCGUCCUGACGGAGUUGGGGGUGGGGGGCCACGAACGGGCUUCUUCUUCUUCUUCUUUUUUUUUUUUUUUUUUUUAACGGGUGGGCUGAACCAUGCAGAGGCUGCCGCCGCCGCCGCCGCCGCCGCCGCUGCUGCCGCUGCUGCUGCUGCUGCUGCUGCUGACUUUCCACACUGUCCUGACCGCGAGGUUCUCUCAAGAGCCGGCAGACCAGUCGGUGGUGCGGGGCCAGAGGGUGAUCCUGUCCUGCGUGGUCUUCAACUACUCGGGCAUCGUUCAGUGGACCAAAGAUGGCCUGGCGCUGGGCAUCGGCGAGGACCUGCGAGCCUGGCCUCGGUACCGAGUGCUGCGGGUCCAGGAGCUGGGCCAGUACAACCUGGAGAUCUUGUCAGCCGACCUGUCUGACGACUCCCUGUACGAGUGCCAGGCCCCCGAUGCCGCCCUGAGGUCCAGGAGGGCCAAGCUCACCGUCCUCAUCCCCCCGGACGACCCGGUGAUCGACGGCGGUCCAGAGGUUCUGCUCAACGCGGGGGAGUCCUACAACCUCAGCUGCGUAUCCCGGGGUGCGAAACCGCCCUCCGUGAUCGAGUGGCUCAAAGACGGCCUGCCCGCGGACGGGGCCGUCAGUGGCACUGAGGUUCUCCCGGACCGUAAGAGAGUGACCACACGCAGCUUCCUGCCCAUCCACCCCAUCGACACUGACACGGGGAGGAACUACAGCUGUGUGGCCUCCAACCUGGCGGCCCCCGCGGGCAAGAGCACAACCGUGACUCUAAACGUGCACCAUCCGCCCACGGUGACCUUGUCCAUCGAGCCUCGCUCCGUCCUGGAGGGCGACAGGGUCACCUUCACUUGUCAAGCCCAGGCAAAUCCCCCGAUUAUGGGCUACAGGUGGGCCAAGGGCGGCGUGGUGCUGCAGGGUGCCAGGGAGAGCGUGUUCACCACCAAAGCGGACCACUCCUUCUUCACAGAGCCGGUUUCUUGCCUGGUCUUCAACGCCGUGGGAAAGACCAACGUCAGCAUCCUGGUGGACGUUCACUUCGGUCCCAUUCUGUUGGUGGAGCCGCAGCCCAAAACGGUGGACGUGGACUCCGACGUCAACCUCAACUGCAAAUGGGCCGGGAACCCCCCGCUCACUCUCACCUGGUUCAAGAAGGGUUCCAACAUGGUUCUGAGCAACGGCAACCAGCUGUACUUGAAGUCCGUGAGCCAGGCCGACGCGGGCCAGUACGUGUGCAAGGCCAUCGUGCCUCGGAUCGGCGUCGGAGAGACCGAGGUCACGCUCACCGUCAACGGCCCACCCAUCAUCUCCAGCGACCCCAUCCAGUAUGCGGUGCGAGGGGAACGGGGCGAGGUCAAAUGCUACAUUGCGAGCACGCCUCCUCCAGAUAAGAUUGUGUGGGCGUGGAAGGAGAACGUGUGGGAGGAGGAGAAGGGGACGCUUCUGGAGCGCUACACGGUGGAGCAGAGCAGAACGUCGGCCGAGGGCGGCGGCGUCCUCUCCACCCUCACCAUCAACAACGUGAUGGAGUCCGACUUCCUGACCUCGUACAACUGCACGGCCUCCAACUCCUUCGGGCCCGGCACCAUGAUCAUCACGCUGGAGGAGACGGAGGAGGUCCCGGUGGGGAUCAUUGCCGGGGGCACGGUGGGCUCCACCAUCCUCCUGUUCAUCUUCCUGCUGAUCCUCGUACUCAUCUUCUACUGGCAACGCAAAGGCAGUCGGCGAGGGGUCACGCUGGGAAAGCCGGACAUCAAGGUGGAGACCAUCAACAAGGAGAGCCACAGCUUGGAGGAGGACUCGGGCAGCGUGUCCACGGCCUCGCGCAUGGUGAAGGCCAUGUACUCGUUUCUCCCCUCUGUGUCUUUCUCUCCCUCCAAUCAGCCCUUUAAGGACGACAUCGAGCUCAAGUCGGAGCUGCGCAGCGACACCCUGGACACCCGCCAGGAGUACGACUUGAAGGAUCCCACAAACGGCUACUACAACGUCCGAGCUUCCGCGCUGGACGAAGGUCGCCCCGCCUCCCGCUCCACCGCGCACUACUCAGACUACCGCUCGCCCGGCGGUACUCCGGGGGGCACCGCAUCCAUUAGCGGGAGCAGCGCCGGAGGUUCGGGCGGCGCGGCCGGCGGCGGAGCCCCCGGCCCGCCGGGGCCCCUGACCUCCCCGGGCCGCCCGCAGGCCUGCUACGACCCGCGGCCCCCUUCCAGACUGUCUCACAUCAGCUACGCGCAGUUCAACACCUUCACCCGCGGGGGCCAGAGCCAGCAACCCCCCGGCAACCCCGCUCCUCCCGCGGGCGACUUCCCGGGGGACUGCGGCCUGCUGGACUCCACCUCCCAGCUGGCGUACGACAACUACGGCUACCCGUCGCAUUACCAGACCUACCGGAUGGGGUUCGCCCCAUCCGGCCUGGCCCCGCUGGAGACCGGCCCCUCGUACGAGAUGUACGGGGUGGGAUCGGCCGCGGCCGGUCCCGGGGGCGGCGCGCCGACGGGCUCGGACCCGGGACUCGGCAAGUACGGCGGCUCCGCUCGCUUCUCCUACACGUCGCAACACUCCGAUUAUUCCCACGGCCGACACACGCAGAGGAUGCAGACUCACGUGUGAAACUGGCUCAGCGGCGGGGUCGGCUGGUGUCUUAGAAAUAGAGCGUUGGAGCUAAAAAAAAAAAAAAAAAACAAAAGAAAAGAAAAGAAAAAGAAAACAAAUAAACGCAAACACGCCACAUGUAACAUAAUAGAGGAGCGUGCCCGCGACACGGGAGGAGGAAGACGGCAGCUCGGAGAAGUCCCAACCGCAGACCCGGACUUUGGCGUCCCCGGCCAGAAUGACGGACCGUCCUCCCGUUUGGGUUCGCGCAAAGCAAAGAAACAGGCCAGGCUGCUGAACUUUGCCACGCUGAGCUCUCGUGACUCGGCGGAAGCCCGCGACCGUCGCGUCAUUGACGCUCAUUUUUCUUUGGUCGUGAGUCGGAAGGCAAUCAAUCAUCUUUUUUGCACUGCCAUCAACGCCAUUCACGCUCGGACGUCUCUCAUCUCGUUUGUCCUCUUUUCAUUUGCACACCCGACGAGAGCUUUGUAUUCUAUUUUUUAACAUUACAGAAUUAUUUUUUUGUCAGUGUAAAAACAUGUCAUGACCAAAGGUUUUUUGUUUUCUUGGGGGGGGGGGGGGGGGUGAUGGUGGCGGCAUCGCCGAGGUUAUAGCAGUGUAUUUAAAAAAAAAAAAAAAAUGGAAACCUAGUGCCAAGUGUUGAUCUUAUACUUCAGCGUAGACCUUGUACGGCAUACGCGGCGGAAGCGCCUUCUGUCGCUUUCCGAAGCCGGCGAGGGACCUCCCGUGGGACGGCCGUCCGUUCCCCGUGGAUUUGUACAGCGUCUUUGUAUAGAUGUGCGAGCGGACGCCUGUACACGCGCGCUUCCGACUGUCGUGUGCAUGUCCAUACGUUGCAAUAUGCGUCUGUAUCAUUUCUCUCACAAUUAGUACUUUUAUACCUCUGGUAGGACUGUACCUUGUAUUCUUGUGUCUUUGAAUUUAGACAAACCCCGAUCUUUAUGUUUUUGUACUGUUCCGUAGCAGGGAGGAAACACACACACACAAAAAAAAGCAUU
Molecule: messenger RNA, 3732 nt
Organism: Syngnathoides biaculeatus (alligator pipefish)
Lineage: Eukaryota; Metazoa; Chordata; Actinopteri; Syngnathiformes; Syngnathidae
Gene: kirrel1a
Product: kirre like nephrin family adhesion molecule 1a
Exons: 15
Coding region: 215-2731 (838 amino acids)
Biological process (GO): cell-cell adhesion
Cellular component (GO): cell-cell junction
Molecular function (GO): cell adhesion molecule binding
Source: RefSeq, a predicted model, not a curated record